Erigeron canadensis is the source of this 2944-nucleotide messenger RNA. RefSeq names its product COP1-interacting protein 7. NCBI's taxonomy places the organism in Eukaryota, Viridiplantae, Streptophyta, Magnoliopsida, Asterales, Asteraceae. The record is from RefSeq and is a predicted model, not a curated record. Bases 248 to 2647 code for a protein of 799 amino acids. The transcript has 9 exons.
UGAUAAAAAUCUUCAAUCUCACAACUCACUCUCUUUUCUCUAUCUCACAUUGCAUGUGCAAUACCUCAUAAUUUCCUGCUGGCUUUCUCUCUAAAAAAAACAUCACUACUCUGCUAUCUUGCAGAUCUGUCUAUCUCUGCAUGAUCCCCAUGUUCCAUAACAUCAACUCAAACACUCAUUCUCCUUAAUUUCCACACCCAUUCUUUCACAACUUUUUGUGUGUGAAUUUUCUUACCUUUUUUGCAGUAUGGAUCCUCUUACACAUCUUGAAUAUGCUCUGUUUCAACUUACACCAACUAGAACAAGAUGUGAUCUCUUGCUCGUCUCUGGAAGCAACAAAGAGAAAUUAGCAUCUGGAUUGGUAGAACCAUUCAUUUCUCACUUAAAAUUCUUUAAAGAUCAGAUUUCAAAAGGGGGUUAUUCGAUCACUCUUCGUCCGCCCAACACUGGUGGUUUCUGGUUCACAAAAUCCACAUUCCAAAGGCUUGUGCGCUUCAUAAACUCACCUGAAGUUCUUGAAAGAUUUAUAAGAUUAGAACGAGAAAUUUUGCAGAUCGAGAAUUCUGUUCAAAGUAAUGAAGGUGAAGAACCCGGUGGCGAAGCAGGAAGUUUAUCAUCUGAUGGAAGCACGAAGAAGUCAGCAGAUCCUUCCAAGACCAAAGCUGGAGAAGCUGGUGAUAAUGUACAAGAAGAAAACUCCAAAAUUCAACUUCAACGGUUAUUGGAAACACGAAAAGCAAUGCUCCGGAAAGAACAAGCAAUGGCUUAUGCCCGUGCACUUGUAGCUGGAUUUGAAACUGAAAACAUGAAUGAUCUGAUAUUGUUUGCUGAUGCUUUUGGAGCCUCACGUUUAAGGGAAGCAUGCAUAGAAUUCAAAGAUUUAUGCAAGAAGAAGCACAAUGAUGGUCUAUGGAUGGAUGAAUUAGCAGCAAUGGCAGCAUACCCCCCUUCAGAACUAGCUUACUCUGGUACCGGUGGAUUAUUGAUUGCAACCGAAAGUAAUGCUUCAACACUAAACAACGAUUUCAUUGAUGCAGAAGGAGACAAAAAUAACACAGAUCAGGUAUCGUCUACUCCUUCAAAUGUACAGAUGCAGAUGCCAUGGCCAAACCAGAUGCCUCCCUAUAUGUACAACUUUCCAGGCCCACAAGGACAACGUUAUCCUUAUCCAUACCCUGGUAUGGGCCCGUAUUAUCCAGCCCAUAUGAGUUGGCCUGCAAAUCCUGACGAUUCUAGUCAUGGCCGCCACCAUAGAUCAUCAUCAAAAAAGAAGUCAAAAUCUCCAUUACCUGAAUCCUCAGAUGAAGAGGAAGAUGAGAGCAAUGACGAUACUGAGUCUGAUUCUGUUAGUGAAACAGGAACAGUCUCAAAGCACGAAAAGACAACCAGGAAGAACAAAAAGAAGUCUUCGAAGACUGUUGUUAUACGCAACAUUAACUAUAUUACUUCUAAUCGAAAGAAUUCUGAUGGAGGAAGUGAUGACUCUGCCGAAGAUGAAGUUGAUGGUGUUCUAGAGUCUUUGGUGAAGCAUCAUAGCAAAUCUUCGAAAUCACAUGAAAAGAAGAAAAAAGGUGCGGAUUUGGACAACGAAUCUGGAAAACGAAAUGAAAACUGGGAUGCAUUUCAAAAUCUACUCUUGAAAGAAGAUGUUCAAGAUGAUCAUUUCACAAUCAGAAAUGAAGCUAUGGACAUGGGGUCGGAGAACUAUGUGAAAAAUCAACCAAAAACGAGGACUAAUGACUCAUUUGUGGUUCCUGACAGAAACGGAGGCUAUGAAUCAAGAAAUGUCAACUCUCAAGAUUUUGAAAAUGGUGAGACUUUUAGGAUGAAAGGAAGGGAUUAUUCGGACACUGAUAUGGUAAUUUCACAAAGAUAUGGAGAAGGAACGGAUAUAAUGACAGGCUCUCGGGAUCUUGGAUCGGAAUCUUCUAUGAUUAGAAACAAAAGGGAAGAAGACUGGUUUGUGGUCAAGAAUUCUGAAAGUCAAAGUUCAAAAUCAGCAUUCACUGAUGACUAUGUUACAAUGCAAGGUGACGUUCUUUCAUCUGAAAUAAACAAAAAGGCUGUGCCUGUCGAUGAUUCUUUCAUGGUACAACCACAAUCAACAGCUCCAUAUGAGUCAGAAUGGCGGUCAGCAGAUGUUAGCAUGAUCGAGAGUGUGAAUAAACCCGAUGAUAAUGAGCCUACUCAGGGGGCACAAACGGGCUUCUAUGAGCCAGAUGACCUCUAUUUGAUGGUCCCACGUGAUUCUGGGGUUGAGCCACCAGUUAGGUCCUCGUGGACCCCAGAAAUGGAUUAUGGAGCCGAAAUUUUCACAAAGUCUGAACCCAAGCCAGCUCCUGUUGAGACAAAAGAGCAAGCCGAGGAGUCUCCUGUCAAACCUAAAAUGAAGAAAGUGGCAAAAGCUCGACCUUUGUCAAGAUCUCUCCCAACUGACAAGAGGUUACCAUUUGUGAGUCGGCCAGUCGUUCACAAGAGCAAAAGGGAACAGGAAGAUGAGAUUCGAAAGAGAGUGGAAGAAUUGGCGGCAGAACGUCAAAGGAGAAUUGCUGAAAGAACUGCAGCAAGUGGUGGUUCUGUCUCUGCUAAAAAGCCAGUUAACAAAACGGGCAUUUCCAGUCCACUUAAGAAAACCAAUCCAAAGUGAACAGGGCUGUAACAUGGUCAUUAAAGGUUUACAUACAGGAGAAUUCACAAGCACCCUACAGCCACAUAGAUGAUUGAUGUUAUGGAGUAGUUAGUUUGUGUUGUGUUAUAGUUGUGAGCUAGUGUAUUAUACAUUCACGCAUCCAGAGAGGAACAAAAAAAAAAAAAAGGUGGGUGGGGGGGUUCUCUAAGGUAAUUUUUGUGUUUGGGAAUAAUUAUUUGUAUCAUUGUAUGUAUAAUGUAUAUUUAUAUUAUUUUUGUAAUAAAUAUUUGAUGGUUGUGUCACGUUAUAGGAUUA